AUGUCUUCACGGACAGCCCGGCCGUCCAAGAAACACACUUACUCGUCUACCUCCUCCGACUCCGACAUCUCCACCUCGUCAUCCUCAACUCGCAUCAGCAUGGACGCUGUUCACCCUGUCGCAUACGUCGAGGUCCUCCGCUGCAUGCGUUGUGCCAAAUCAACCGAGCUGACAUCAACCGACGAUGCUGCUGCGAAUGGCAUGAUCCAAGUCGGUACAGGCAUAUACUACUGUUCGAGGUGUGCCAAGAUUGUGGGAUAUGCAUGA
Messenger RNA from Pyricularia grisea, 267 nucleotides. RefSeq lists its product as uncharacterized. Bases 1 to 267 code for a protein of 88 amino acids. Lineage: Eukaryota; Fungi; Ascomycota; Sordariomycetes; Magnaporthales; Pyriculariaceae. The record is from RefSeq and is a predicted model, not a curated record. The transcript has a single exon.